CUCUUGCUAAAGUUUGGAAGAAUGGAACUUGUGUUAAAUGAAGACGUGAGCUUUGCAGUCAGAUCUAAAUCUCUGACUCUUAACAGGGACAACAAUGGACACCCAGAAGGACGUUCAACCCCCAAAGCAGCAGCCAAUGAUAUAUAUCUGUGGAGAAUGUCACACAGAAAAUGAAAUAAAAUCAAGGGAUCCAAUCCGUUGCAGAGAAUGUGGAUACAGAAUAAUGUACAAGAAAAGGACUAAAAGACUGGUGGUUUUUGAUGCUCGAUGAAACAUGAAAUUCAGAGGAAUGUCUUCAUUUGGAUUUGGAUUUGCUAUUAAUGUUGUCGUAUAGCUUUUGAUUAGUGUACUUUAUGAAUAUAACUAUAUACACAUGAUUUCAUUUUAAAAACCAUAUUGUAUUUAGGUAUCUAUUAAUAGCUUAUAUAAAGAUAUUUUUGUUCAGUUACAUGGUUUGUACUUUAAUUUUAUCGUAUAUGUAAUCUGACACACAAUGAAGGUUAAAAGUGCUUCUCCAAACUACACUUUAAUCAAAACCUAGAAUCAUCUGGGGCCCUUGUUAAAAAUGAAGUUUGCUAGGGCCCUCUAAAGGUCUGAUUAAGUAAGUUCCUAGGAAACCACUGUUUUACAUCACCAAUUGUUUGUAAACUCUCCAGCCUCAUUUUGUAUAGAGUAUACCAAUGCACUUACUGUCAGUGUGCAUACCUCAUUUUGAGUUCUAAUUUUCAUUUGUUAACUUGGCAUAGGCCUUUCUGUAUUUGUAUAUAAUGCUUGACUGUUUUUUAAAUCUUCAGCAAGGGAAAAGAAACUUUAAUGGUUGCUUUCUCUAAGGCAAAAUCAACCCCAAGUAAAGUGGAUGAAGCAGACUAUUAAGGCAGGUGCAGUUUCCCAGGUGUAAUCAUUCAUUAAGGUAAAAAACUCUGCUUCCAGGAUAUAGAAAAAAUAGGAGUUGGUUUACACUGAACUGGAUGAAUGUUUAAAGCUUUUGCCUUGAUCUUAGGGAUAUGGAUGCUCAGAUGCUCCAUCUGUUCCAGGAUUCGAUUAGAUAUAUUUCAACUUUGUUAAUAGCUUUGUGUGUCUCGCACAUUCAAAGUAUUAACUGUGCAACUGUGCCGUUUAAAAAAGAAAACAAAACAUUGUUUCUACUACCAUCCUCAAAUAUUAAGUUCUGUAAAUUUAUUAUGUGCUAUACAAAGUACUACCAUACUCAAGAUUUUUAAAGAGUGCUUCCUUGGUCCAGGUUUUCCUGGACUGUGGCUUUCAUAAUUUUGUAAUUCUGCCAUGUUCCUUCUUGAGCUUGUCCUUUUUGUACAAGAGUCCCAAUAAAUAUCUCUUUACGACAGGCUUCUAAACCAUAA
Messenger RNA from Balaenoptera ricei (Rice's whale), 1358 nucleotides. RefSeq names its product RNA polymerase II, I and III subunit K (gene POLR2K). Gene Ontology annotation, molecular function: DNA binding; DNA-directed RNA polymerase activity; zinc ion binding. The record is from RefSeq and is a predicted model, not a curated record. The transcript has 4 exons. Gene Ontology annotation, cellular component: RNA polymerase II, core complex; RNA polymerase III complex; RNA polymerase I complex. Gene Ontology annotation, biological process: DNA-templated transcription. NCBI's taxonomy places the organism in Eukaryota, Metazoa, Chordata, Mammalia, Artiodactyla, Balaenopteridae. The coding region runs from base 95 to 271 and encodes 58 amino acids.